Messenger RNA from Gongylonema pulchrum, 648 nucleotides. NCBI's taxonomy places the organism in Eukaryota, Metazoa, Nematoda, Chromadorea, Rhabditida, Gongylonematidae. The record is from the annotation of a GenBank genome assembly.
AUGGGAUUCCGUGACACACUGAUAAGGUAUGCGUUGAGAAAUGAUUAUGUGGACGCUGCAAAUGUGCUGGAACCGUUGUUGACGCCCGAUAUGCAUCUCGAAUUUGCACUUUUCAAAAUGCGGCACAUCGUUGGGCUUCGAAGAUAUGCCGACUAUAGGACUGUUUGCAGUCUUGCGAAGCAGUGCAUUGGUGAGCUUGCAACUAGCAGCCAGGAACGUGAGAUGCACGCCGUGCAACGGACAGCCGCAUUUAUCAUUCUGGAUGCUGUGACGAAGAAAAGCCGUGCAGCGCUUCUUCGAGCUGCGAUGAAAGAGCGAAGAGUCAGACGUUUGCAGCAGAAAUUUGACAGCCGGGCCGAGAAGUUAUCGGCACAAAUGGAAGAGCACUUGGUUGAUUUACGAGCCAAAUUGUUCCCACCACCAAAGGGGUUGCCGCUGGAAACUUGGGCUCGAAGUGAUACCUCCGAACAAGUGGCUUUCACAAGAAUUAUCGCAAAUCGAGGCUUAUGUGAGGAAAGUUUUGUAGAUUUCUUCAGUGUUAUUGUUGAAAAAUCUCCCGUAAUGACAGUGGAUUCUUAUCGGACCUGCUCAGAUGACGUGUUUACAGAAAGGGAUGAGACGCUGGAUCGUUUUGUAAUUAUUGACUGA